AAGGGAGUACAAAGUCAAUGGAUCUGGAAAAUGGCGUGUAUGCUCGAGUGAUCAAAUCAAAGGGCACGGGGGCGUUGGAAAGCGUAAAAUCUGGGAGAAAAGGUAUGAUUUUCCUCCUAAAGGAACACUGAGUGUAAAAGCACUCACUUUAUUAAGGGAAAAGAUCAUUGCGGAUGGCAGAGAAAUGAGAGCACAGAGUAAGAUAAGAACCAAGGACGAACUGACUCAGACUAAGUCAGAGCUAAACAUUAAGCAAAUGUUUUUCCUACAUCAGAUUCAUUACAUGAUGAACCUAACUUUCUUUUUUUCCCCUCCUCCCUAUGCACCUGGGGUACAUUUCCAAUUCACAAGGGUACCGCUUCUGGACGAUGACCUCCAACCCCCUCCACAACGUCGCCCUCCACCACCACCUGCUCAACAAAUCGCACAGAUACAACAACCAGCUCAACAAGCCGCACAGAUACAACAGCCAGCACGACAAGCACCACCUUCUGCACCCCCGCCACCGCCGAUGCAAGAACAGCCACAUGGAGCAGAAUCAGAGAUCAUCGACCUCGACACCACGGUAGAAGAGGAUGAAGGGGGACCUACGAUAAAGAUAGAAAAAGGGGCCAAGCCUAAGAUGAAAAACGAACCGGGAAGAAGUCUCAGAAGCAAAGAUAAAAACGACCUUCAAUUACCCAUGGUUCAAGUCGCAGGGCCGGAAGGGCAACCGAUGCUGGUCUACAGGCCCUAUGGAUGGCAGGAAAUACAGGAGAUGGGAGGACACUUUUCCCCUGUUGAGGUAGGAGGAACAGUAAUGGCCGAAGAAUUAACUCAGUUUUGUCGAACUUAUUCACCCAGAAUCCAGGAAGUGAGAAAAAUCCUGGAAAAGAGACACGGUUUCCGGCUGGGAACGAAAAUGACGGGAAAAUGGCCCGAAGACAGCGCACCCACACAUCCUGACUGGGAUCACGGAAACAACCUGCCUUAUCGAAAUGCUGUGGAACAAAUUGCAAAGGCCCUCAAGGACAUCUACCCGGUAACAGUGAACACUCAGAGACUGACUCAAACGAAACAAAAACCCGAUGAACCAGUUGAAGAAUAUCUAAAUCGUUUAACCACCGUGUUUGAACAAUGCUCAGGAAUGUUGAAACCAGAGGGAGUAAACAUCAACUCGGGAGAGGUAACAUCAUGGGAAUCCUAUCUCAAACAGAUGUUCCUUGGAGGACUUCAACCAGACAUUUCAGCAAAGGUAAAACAAACCUGUAUCGGGUGGGAGUCGGGAAAACUGGGCGAGGUUGUCACACAUUCUCUGCACGCCGAACGCUUACUAGAUGAAGACAAACGAAAAAAGCAGAGGAAGGCGGACCAACAGUUAUCUUCAGCUUUUGCCAAGAUAGGAGAAUGGGCACAGCCACAACACAACCAGCGCAAUUUCUUUUCACAAGGACAGCGUUUUCGAGACAACGGGCAGCAGAGAGAACGGGAGAAGAAAAAAGGGAAACAGUGGCCAGAAGACCUAAAAGAAAAAGUUUGCUGGUAUUGCGGGAAGAAAGGACAUUUAAAACCCCAAUGUUACCAUUUCUUGAAAACUCAAGGGACAGAGGAAUCCCAAGCGGGCGCGGGCAACUUGCCGGCGUGUAAGGAAAAGGGGGACUGAAGCCAGGAGGGGGAAGGGGAGCAUCGUACGGAGGCGGGUCAAAGCAGCCCUACCACGGCCCGCUGAGGGACCGUUGCAUAACAUCAAACCAGGCGAUUUCGUGUUGGUGAAAAACCUGAGGAGGAAAUCCUGGAAGGCCAGACGGUGGGAAGGUCCGUAUCAGGUCUUGCUGACAACUCACACUGCCGUGAAGGUCGCGGAGCGUGCCACCUGGGUGCACGUUGCCCAUUGCCGGAGGGUUGGUCUUGGAUUCUCAAGUGCGAACCAAAGGGAGGACGACUAGUCGACUGCUACGGACCGCGUUUUCGUAUUAGAGGGAACACCAGAGCCCUACGACCUGCAGGGCUGUACGGAGAACGUCACGAGAAAACUGCGACAGCUCACAAAGUAUUGGAGGACGACCCGAGUAUUCUGGGUUUGGUAUUCACCGACACACACGACAUCUUUAAUUUCUUGGAGGUGCACGACGUAUGCAGUUUGAUACAUGUAAUAACAACACCGGCUCUGAGACCAAAAAUCAACUUAGACACUAAGCUAAUUUCAUUCGAACAAGAAAGCAGGAUAGCUUGGAACGAUUGCACCGUGUGGUCAUACCAAACCCGAACCUACACAGCAAAUUGAUCAACAAGGGCUCACGACCCCAACUCUAACUGUGCUCAGGGCUCACGACCCCAACUCUAACUGUGCUCAGGGCUCACGACCCCAACUCUAACUGUGCUCAAUCGAAAGUCAUCAAGGGCUCACGACCCCAACACUAACUGUGCUCAAAUUCUCUUCAAAGAUAUGAACUGUUUUCCUUUUCCGACAAUGAGGUUCAUUUUAAUGUUAUGCAUGUGCAUUUUUGCUUUCGCAACUGCACAACAUCCUGUAUACACAAUGCUUAAGGGUAAUAAUUCUUUCAUAGACGUCGUAUGCGACCCAAUAUCAGCUGCGGGGCCAGAAUACAAUCCUGAAGGUAUCCCUAAGUGGGGAAAACGAAUGUAUUUUUGCAUAGCACCAUGUAGAGACUAUACACAUGUCAUCACGGGUAACGAAGACUACCAGGAAGGUAGUGAAUACGAACAUGUAAAAAGCUGGGAUGGCAGGGAACCGUUAUAUCCACAUAAAAUGUUUGGUCCAUUUGUUAAUGCUUAUGACAUAGUUGAAGAGGGAAGAACAAAACUGAAGUUGACUAUUAAAGGGGGGUGGAACAAAUACUGGAAUGCAGCUAUAGAUUGGAAAGGGACAUUUUAUUGUGCUUGGGAAAUAACUGGGAAAGACAUUUUUACUGAACCUUUUGAGAUCCAAAUUAUAGAACCAUUGCCUAAUCUUUUAACUUCAGUUAUAGAGGACAAUGAGCAGGAGGAAGAGAGAAAGUGGUUCUCUGACCGAGUAAGAGCAGGAAGGAAGCCUGAAGAUAUUCAUAAAGCAGAGGUGGCUUGCGAAGGGAACAAAGCAUGCAUGUUAGCAUUGUUGCAACGACAGACGCUGAAUGUGACCAAGCAAUGUUGGUGGUGUCUACAAAUGAGCAGAGUAUGGCAAGUAACCCCCUUGACAAAACAGCUUACAAAGGCCCUGGAAGGUGAAAUUCCAUGCGAUAUGACAGACCUUAUAAAUAUCCAAGUAAGUGAGGAAGUUACAGGUUCCAACGCUACGUGCAUACAUCCUACACAAUACAGAGCAGAAGGAAGCACCAAGGGGUGGUUAGUAAAGCCCCGGAGGGGGGAGGUAUGUGUGUGUAGACUUGAGCAGAACGAUAGCACCGUAAAUGUGGGUCAUUCCCAUUGUAAUACCGAGGUCGAGUUUGAUGACACAGAAAGCGUGUGUUGGCAGGGUGACAGGGAGAUAGCAUGCCCUGUUGACGUAACCACACUACACACGACAACAGCUGCCACAGUAUGGGUGUGUGGAUCAGUAGCGUAUCAUGUUUUGCCCGCAGAUUGGAGAGGUUGUUGUUAUCCAGCCAUUCUUGAUGUAGGAACAACGAUUUAUGUCGAGGAUGAGACAAGUCCGAUGGAACACCGCAGACAGAAACGAGAGCUUGGUGAAGGGAUGCCUUAUACAUACCAGGGAGCAAAAUUAUGGAGUCCAUGGACUUCCAAGCCUGCAACGUUUGGGUGGGCACUGUUUCCAAGUGGAGGAACGGGUGCUGCACUUAUGAAAAUUAAUGGUCUGGCUUGGGAAGUGCUACGUUUAGCAAAUGAAACUCAGGAUGCAUUGGCAUUGGUGAAUAAAGAAUUAAAGGCAAUUAGAGAGAUGGUGUUACAGAAUAGAUUGGCUUUGGAUAUGUUAACUGCGGAGAAAGGAGGUGUCUGCAAAUUAUUGAAAACUUCUUGUUGUUUUAGCUUGCCAGAUGUGAGCCAGAACAUAUCUAACAUCAUUGAACACAUGAAGAGCGCAGUAAAGACACCUGGAUACAUGAGUGACCCCUUUACAGAAUGGUAUUCGGGAUUAAACGACAUGUGGCAAUGGCUAGUUUCUACUGUAUUGCCUGUUGGUGUAGGAAUACUUCUAAUCUUAAUGUUGGUCCCAUGUCUGAUUAAGUGUGUAGGGGGAACCGUAAAUAACACCGUUAGGUCAGUAGGAGAUUUUUCUCACACACUGGCAAGGAUUGACACCGCGCUUAUAGAAAUAGUGGCUUUAAACAACAGAUUGAGUGAUGAUGAGGAAGAUGAUGAUGAUGACGAACCGGCAAUUUAUGAGUAAUUCCAUGAAAAAUGACUUACGUAGGGAAAAGGUAAAAACCAGAGCUACGUAAUGAAGACAGUAACUGGAGUUAUGAAUAAAUCAUAAAAAGGGAGGAGUGUAGUGGAGGAUUUUAUUAUGUUUUCUUUUUAUAUUAUUAUGCUUUAUUUUUCAUCCUAUUUUUCAUUUUUUAAUUACCAAAGCUCAUUGAAUGUGCUUUACAUAAGAAUCAUGUUUUUCUGCUUACGUACAGAAUUAUGCUCUUUCUGUCUUUUCAGCAAGUACAAAUGUCCAAGGACUUAAACAUUAGGUGCAGUCCUAUAUGAUAAGAUAACGAAUGAAUCAUUAAGCUAGAAACCCAGUAAACGGUAAAGUUUACUGAGAACAAGACUUAUGUUUUAUGAUGUCAUUAAAUUCAUGUUUAACUGUUUAUGUCUUAAUCAGUGACAAAUUGAAGGUUGUUUCUCUAAAUGACGUGGUAACUGAUGAUUAUACGUGUUUCAGCAUCUACUAUAAAUGUGUGUUCAGCCUUGUGAUCGGGGCUCUUAGGUUUUUAAACUUCUUGCACCACGGGGGUGAGAGCCUAUUCUGCAGAAUAUAUAAAAUUCAGACAAAGAAAAUUCUGUCGACAGUGUGUCUGUGUGAUCCUUGACUUUGACUCUUAGUGAGUAUUAUUUGAUGCGGCUAAAAUUCCACGACAGUGCACUAUUAACUAUGUAACACAAAAUGUGCUUCUGUUCCAAUAUUUAUGAAGGUGACUACAUGUAAGGGUCAAAGAUCACAUAAAGUUGAAAUUUGGUAUCAUAGUAGCACCAGACCACGAGCC
This is a messenger RNA of Paramisgurnus dabryanus, 5132 nucleotides long. RefSeq lists its product as uncharacterized. NCBI's taxonomy places the organism in Eukaryota, Metazoa, Chordata, Actinopteri, Cypriniformes, Cobitidae. The record is from RefSeq and is a predicted model, not a curated record.